This is a messenger RNA of Erinaceus europaeus (western European hedgehog), 750 nucleotides long. RefSeq lists its product as uncharacterized. Lineage: Eukaryota; Metazoa; Chordata; Mammalia; Eulipotyphla; Erinaceidae. The record is from RefSeq and is a predicted model, not a curated record. Gene Ontology annotation, molecular function: small molecule binding. The coding region runs from base 1 to 750 and encodes 249 amino acids. The transcript has 6 exons.
AUGGAGAUUAGCAAGCAACAUACAGACUUGGAGAAUAUGCUAAACAAGCAACUCAAGAAGCAGCUACAUGCUGGAGGGAAGUUAGCAAUGAAGAAAAGAACAGCAUUGAAAACGGGAACUUGGUACAUAAAGGCCAUGGUGGUCAACAAGGAGCUUCCUAAGGAGAAGAGACCCACGAGUAUGGCCCCAGUUAUAGUGACAGCCCUGGAUGGUGGAGAGCUGGAAGCUACACACACCUUCAUGAAGAAGGGCCAGUGUCAUGAGAUGAAGAUUGUUUUGCAGCCAACUGAUGAUCCUGGCAAAUACACUGCCCAUGGGGGCAAGAAGAAUGUGCAAAUUGAGGAGAUGCUGACUGAGGACCACUACAUGCUUUUCAUUCAGGGCCAGUGCCAUGGGAACCCAUUCCGCAUGGUCAAACUUCUGGGUAAGGGGGCUUCUCCUUUCUCGGCCCCUCAAAGACCUCCUCUACUCAGUCCACAGUUUGUGCUUCUGGUGGCUGAUGAAACUGACAGGUGUCAGGCGAACUUCCUGGACAAGUUGGUAGGUAAAGUCUCCUUGAGAUCACAGGCUCAUUCAGUCACCUCACCUGCAGGCAGGACUCCUGACCUAAACUUGAAUGCCCUUGAAGAAUUUAAGACGUUCAUAAAGAGCAAGGACUUGCCAGAGGAGAGUAUCUUCUUGCCUACCCAGAUGGGCAAAGAAGGUGCUGCCAAGGAAAAGCAAGACAAACUCACUCCCAUGUCUAGUUGA